UACUGAGGGAGUGCUGCACUGUCAGAGGGUUAACAGGCGGACAAAAUGUUUCAAGGUAUCGCAGCGAAUCCUGCUGUUGGAGGUCAAGGGAAUAAACCGGAACUGUACGAGGAAGUCAAGUUAUACAAAAAUGCCAGAGAACGGGAAAAGUUUGAUAACAUGGCUGAGCUGUUUGCUGUAGUGAAGACACUUCAGGCACUGGAGAAAACCUACAUCAAGGAUUGUGUCACUCCGACUGAGUACACAGCUGCCUGCUCCCGUCUGCUGGUUCAAUACAAAGCAGCAUUUAAGCAGGUUCAGGGGUCAGAUAUCACCACCAUUGAUGAGUUCUGUAGAAAGUACAGGUUGGAUUGUCCGUUGGCGAUGGAAAGGAUUAAGGAGGAUCGUCCGAUCACAAUCAAGGAUGACAAGGGAAAUCUGAAUCGCUGCAUUGCAGAUAUUGUGUCGCUCUUCAUUACUGUCAUGGAUAAACUGCGUCUCGAGAUCCGAGCCAUGGAUGAGAUCCAGCCUGAUCUCCGGGAGCUCAUGGAGACGAUGAAUCGAAUGAGUAAUCUGCCAACGGAUUUUGAGGGAAAGGAGAGAGUCGAUCAGUGGCUACAGAAGCUCAGUGGAAUGUCAGCCUCAGAUGAAUUGGACGAUACCCAAGUGCGUCAGAUGCUGUUUGACUUGGAGUCUGCCUAUAACUCAUUCAACAGGUUUCUGCAUUCUUCAUAAAGAGCUUCUCGUGGAGUGCAGCCCUGGAAACACCCCAGUGGAUUCUCCUUUCACAUUCACACUCUGAUAGUUCCUGAGAUCCUCCAACCAUCUGAUCUUUUCAAACUACCGAGUGGAAUUCCCUCACAUACACCUCCUUCCUCUUUCUGUGAUUCCUGUUUUCCACAAGGAAUGCAAGGUGUUCAUGUCUCUCUGUCUUGGUGUAGGUAUAGUAUCGGCUGUAAGAUAGAUCUGCCAUGUUUUUUUCUGGCCUUUGUAUGAUUGCUUUGAUUUCUCUGAAUAAAAUGGAAGCUAAUUCUCA
Messenger RNA from Carcharodon carcharias (great white shark), 1015 nucleotides. RefSeq names its product VPS28 subunit of ESCRT-I (gene vps28). NCBI's taxonomy places the organism in Eukaryota, Metazoa, Chordata, Chondrichthyes, Lamniformes, Lamnidae. Gene Ontology annotation, cellular component: ESCRT I complex. The transcript is spliced from 10 exons. Gene Ontology annotation, biological process: protein transport to vacuole involved in ubiquitin-dependent protein catabolic process via the multivesicular body sorting pathway. The record is from RefSeq and is a predicted model, not a curated record. Gene Ontology annotation, molecular function: protein-containing complex binding. Bases 46 to 714 code for a protein of 222 amino acids.